UCUGGGCUCUAGGCAGGCGGGCGGCCGGCCGGGGAUUGGGGGGGGGGAAAGAGCGGCCCGGGCUUCGGGGCGAGGGGACGGGAGAGCCGGCGCCGUCGAUGAGAGCAGAAAGCCGCGCCUUCCAGGAGCCGCGGGAGAGAUGACAGCGGAGCCGCGGAGGUACUUUCUAGCUAUCAGAACAAUUGUUCAUUGUGGCAGAGAGUUCAGCGUACUCAAUUGAUAUGUUAAACUAAGCCUUAGUCUGCAGCCUGGUAUAUGCAUGGGAUUCAGAAAAGACUCAAGAGUUAUCACCUUGGAUCAUGGCCAGAAAUUCACAAUCAGUAUUAGGAAUGCAUGUGAUAGCACCCAGUGAAAGCAAGCUGAAUACAUUAGUGCAGAAGCUUCACGAAUAUCUGGCUCAGUCAACAGAACAAGGUGAAGAAACCCUCUCCUCUCCAGAACUGUGUGUAAAUCAAGCUUCAGGUGAAGGGAACCCGGCUCUUUUUUCUAUUUCACGUAUGGAGCAUAAGGAGGUCUCCAGUCAAAAAUCAAAGUCUUUGGGAUCAUCCCGUUCUAGAAGGAAACCCUCUGUUGUAACAAAGCACAUUGUGUCAGAUGAUGAAACAUCAAAUGACAAUACAUCUGAUUGUGAAAAACUAACUUCAAAUAUUGAGGACACAGAUGAUUUAGAUGUGAAUUGUUUGCCUAAAGGCACAGUCGUUGUACAGCCUGAACCAGUAUGGAAUGAAGAUAAAGAUAACUUCCGAGGACCUGAAUUUAGAAACAGAAAUCCUAAGAACAAAAUGGAAACAUCUAAGAAACGUGGAGAUGAAAAUCUGCAAGGAAUAGUCAGCUGCACUGCUUGCGGGCAGCAAGUAAACCACUUUCACAAGGAUUCAGUCCAGCGGCAUCCUGCACUGAAAGUUCUUAUUUGUAAGAACUGCCAUAAGUACUAUAUGAGUGAUGACAUUAGCAGAGAUGCUGAUGAUAUGGAUGAACAGUGCAGAUGGUGUGCUGAAGGUGGAAAUCUGAUUUGUUGUGACUUUUGUCACAAUGCAUUUUGUAAAAGCUGCAUAUUGCGUAACCUGGGUAGAAAAGAACUUUCCAAUAUUAUGGAUGAAAACAAAAAGUGGUACUGCUAUGUAUGUAAUCCAGAGCCUUUAUUGGAUUUGGUCACAGCUUGUGACAGUGUAUUUGAGUGUCUUGAUCAGCUAUGGCAGCAAAACAAAAGGAAGAAAGACUUCGAAAAGUUCAAAUUUGACAAUGAGAAAUGCAAAUCUCCAGGCCCUCAUGACAGUGACAAGUCUGUAGAUCAAGAUUAUAAAAAUACUCAAAGAAUUUCCAGUAAAGAUUGUAAUGGACAGGAAAAAGAUACAAGUUCAUUGAAGAGUCUUUCUUCAGGAUCUGGAACUAUUACAUAUUCCUACAAGGCAUUGAAAGUACCAAAAGAGAUUCUGAAGAAGGCUCGCAAACUAAUUGAUACAACUGCUAACUUGAAUAUUAGCUUUGUUAAUUUUUUAAAACAAAAAGACUUGGAUGAAUCUGAGCCUAAUGUAAACAUGAGACAAUUGAGAGCUUUUAAAUCUGUGCUUGGUGAUCUAAAGAAAGUACAUCAUGCAUUGGAGGAGGUCAUAGAUAAAGAAAUUCAAGACUUGGAAAUGGAGCAAAAAAAAUCUACUGAAUCCUUACAAGAUUGUGUUAUCAAAGUUGAGGCACAGAAAUCCACUAAAAAUGAGAAUAAUGCAGUACCUGGUAAAACAAUUGCAGAAAAAUGUGUUUUGGCAGAAGACAAAUCUGAUCAAAUGGAAGUGACUUUGGUUUCAAGUGAACUUGAUAAGGCUACUGAAGAUGAAAAAAUAAAGGUAGAAAAAGAUAAAUUAAUGCUUACUCCAGCAGUAAAUAGUAUUGCCAAUGACUGUUCGUUAAGUGACCCUUUGGACAACAGCAAUUCAGAUGCUCCACACGGGAGCUCAAGUGAGGGGCUUGAAUCAGAAAUGGCAGAAGCCACUUUACUUAACAGUUUAGAUGAAGCAUUGCAUAUGGGAUGUGUUUCUUCACUAACUGGAGGUUUGUUUGAGGCUUCUGACUCAUUGCUACCAGAUACGGAUACAGUGAAUAAUUCUGCAAGUCAGUGUGCAAUGCCUGGUACUGUUGAAAGUCGCAAUAAUUCAGAAAAAUCUUCAGAGUUUGACUCUGAUUCGAGUACAAAAUGUUCACUGAAACGUGAAAUUUCAACAAAAUUGUCCCCAGUUUCACAGAAGAAGGGUAAGAAAACGGCACAGGGUCUACGCGGGAAAAAAUUGCUGAGGAGGAGUAAACGAGGUGUAGCUGAGCCUGGGGAUGGUGGCGAUAAUGAAGGUGAGGCAGGGGGUGGUGGUGAUAGUGAAGCUGAGGCUAGGGCAAAUGAAGCUGAGUCUGCAGGGCAUGAUGACAGUGAAGUUGAGGUUCCUGGGAAUAUUGGCAAUGAUGCAGAGGCUGCUGGGGAUGGGAGUGAAGUUGAAGCAAUGAGGGAUAAUACUGAUGCUGGUGGAGUUGAUGACAAGAGUGGUGCUGAAGUUGCAUCAGCAUCUGAUACAGGUGAAGAUAAGAACCAUGAUACUGGAGAAGACAGUGGUGAUAGAAAUGGUAGCCAGGUUAAUAUAGGGCUUGGGGAUGGCAUCAGUGCUGCAGGCAGUAUGACUAAAAACAAAAAGAUUGCAGAGAAAUCUCAAAUGAGCAAAGCAAAUUUUACAAAAAGAAGGAAGAAAAAAUCUAAUGAAGAAAAUGUUGAAAAUGAUGCUGCAAAUGAUGCAUUGGUUCUGUCAGAGGACCCUGAUACCAAGCGCUCACCUCGUUUUAAGACUACACCCCUAAGACGUCCUGGAGGGGCAGGGACUGUCAAUUCUAGAUCGGAGGAAGACACUGAAAGUGGUGGUGGCAAGAAACGUAGGAAAUCAAAAAAUAAAUCAAAGGACAAUGAAAAAGUUUCAGGUAAAGUCAAGACUAGCCGAUCAAAAACAUCAAAUGAGAGUGUCAAGUCUGAGAUGGAAGAAUCUGAUCCUGAUAAAUCAGAUACAUUGCAUAAACCUGGUGAACAAAUUACCUCUGAUUCUGAUGAGAUACCAGAGGUACUGAGAAAGGCAGCAGUGAAACAUGAUAGUUCAUCUGAUGCUGAUAACAAAGACAGUGAUUCAUCACAAAAAGUUAAAAAGACACGGUUGUUUGAUCUGAGAAAACGAAUGCCACGAGCAAAUAACACAGAUAGUCUUAAACGGAAGAGGAAGUGUUCAACCUCCAGCUCAGAUUUUGGUGGAAAGGAAAGAAAAAGAACUAGUAAAAGGACUUGUGUUAUUAAUAAAAAAAGACGACAUCAUUCUGACUCCUCCAACUAUGACUCUGACCUAGAAAAGGAAAUCAAGAACUUGAGUAAAAUCAGUGCUGCGAAAAAAUCAUCUUCAAAGAAAGCAAAAAAGCAGGCAACAGAGGAAGAUGAGGAUGAUUCAUUCAAAGAUGAUGAGAAAGCUUCUGCAAAAUCUGUUCAAGAGAAGACAACACGAUUGAAACGCAAGAAAAGAGCUAUGGAAAGAAAGCAAACCUCUUCAUCCUCGUCAGAUGGUGAUGAAGCAGCUGAGCAAGUGGACAAGCAUGAUCUUCCUGGAGAAGGAAGUAGCGAUGAACAAAAAAUACAGCCUAUCAUGGAAAACGUUAUGCUUGCAACUGGAUCUGGAUUUUGCCAGUCAUCAGGUGAUGAAGCAGAAGGCAAUUCAAAAAAUAUCACCCAAUGUGCCAGUGACGAUUAUGAUGAUGAUCCUGAGAAUAGAAUUGCCAAGAAGAUGCUAUUAGCAGAAAUAAAUGCAAAUUUAUCAUCUAAUGAUGAUAAAUCUUCAGAGGAAGAAUCUGAAGAAGAGAAGAAAUCUGACCAAAGGAAUGAACAAGACGAUGAAGAAAAUGAUGAAGAGGAAGCUGAAGCUGACUCGGAUUCAGACUCUGACUUUGAAAUGACAAAGAAGCCACGUUAUAGGCAUCGGCUCUUGAGGCAUAAACUCUCAAUGAGUGAUGGUGAAUCUGGAAAUGAAAAGAAAGGCAAAGUCAAAGAUGGAGUAAAGGAGGGCACACGCAAGAACAGAAGGAAAGUGAGUAGUAACGAAGGUACUUCUGAAGAAGAGAGUGACUCUGAUUUUCAGGAAUCUCAAUGUAGUGAAGAGGAAAGUGAUUCUGAUGAUAAACGGAAACGUCCAAGGACAAGAGCAUCGAAAAAAGAGGCAGAGGAAAGCCAGCGCAGCUACUUGCUGAAAAAGAAAAGAAGGCGAAUUAAAGUUCAGGAAAACUCAUCAAGUGAAAAGAGCAAUUCAGAAUCUGGUAGUAAAAGUAAUAGUGAUGAUGAAGAAAAUGAAGAUGAUAUAAAGUCCCCUGCAAAAGGUCGGAAGAAGAUAAGGAAGAUUUUGAAAGAUGUCAAUUUGCGAACAGAGACUCAAAAUGCCUUAAAAGAAGAGGAAGAUAGAAGAAAGCGCAUUGCUGAUAGAGAAAAAGAGAGGCAAAGGUUGAGAGAGCAGGUGGAAGUAUUGGAAGGUACGUCGCCUAUACAAUGUCCAAUAACCACUAAACUGAUCCUUGAUGAAGAUAAGGAGACAAAGGAAUGCCUUGUCCAAGUCCAUAGAAAUUUGGUGCGAAAACUGAAACCCCAUCAAGUAGACGGUGUACAGUUUAUGUGGGACUGUUGCUGUGAGUCAGUGAGCAAGGCCUUAAAAGAGCCGGGCUCAGGAUGCAUAUUGGCACAUUGCAUGGGACUUGGAAAGACAUUGCAGGUUGUGACCUUUCUGCAUACUGUGCUGUUAGCUGAGAAACUUGAAUUCAGAACUGCUUUAAUCGUUUGCCCACUUAACACUGUGUUGAAUUGGAUCAAUGAAUUUUCAAAAUGGCAGGAAGGACUGGAUGAUGAUGAAUGCUUGGAGGUUAAUGAAUUAGCGACAGUUAAACGUCCUCAGGAGAGAGCCUACCUUCUUGAAAGAUGGGUGGAGGAUGGAGGUAUAAUGAUUCUAGGUUACGAAAUGUAUCGAAAUCUUGCACAAGGCAGAAAUGUAAAAAGCAGGAAGAUGAAAGAAAUGUUCCAGAAGACUUUAGUAAACCCUGGUCCGGACUUUGUUGUCUGUGAUGAAGGACAUGUGCUUAAGAAUGAAGCUUCAGCAAUAUCAAAAGCGAUGAAUUCUAUCCGAACAAAGAGGAGGAUCAUUCUUACAGGGACACCAUUACAAAAUAACCUUGUUGAAUAUCACUGUAUGGUGAAUUUCAUUAAAGAGAAUCUUCUUGGCUCAAUAAAGGAAUUCAGGAACAGAUUUAUGAAUCCUAUUCAGAAUGGACAAUGUGCAGAUUCGACUUUAGUGGAUGUGAGAGUAAUGAAGAAACGUGCCCACAUCUUGUAUGAAAUGUUGGCAGGUUGUGUGCAACGCAAAGAUUAUACUGCACUUACAAAAUUCUUGCCUCCAAAAUACGAAUAUGUUCUUGCUGUGAGAAUGAUGCCACUUCAGUGCAAACUUUAUCAGUACUACCUUGACCACUUUACAGGUGUAGGAACUAGUAAUGAAGGUGGAAGGGGUAGAGCCGGAACAAGACUCUUUCAAGAUUUUCAGGUGUUGAGUAGGAUAUGGACCCACCCCUGGUGUCUGCAGUUGGACUACAUCAGUAAAGAAAACAAGGGAUACUUUGAUGAAGACAGUAUGGAUGAAUUCAUUGCAUCAGAUACAGAUGAGACCUCAAUGAGUCUUUCCUCUGAAGAUGAGAAAAGUAAAAAGAAGAAAAAGCGUGGAAAGAAAAAUGAAAGCAGCUCUAAGGAGAGUGGCAGUGACAACGAUGUAGAGGUGAUCAAGGUCUGGAAUUCAAGAUCACGUGGUGGAGGAGAAGGAAGUGUGGAAGAGAAACCUAUAGAGUCUGCUGUAAAAACAGAUGAUGCAAAGCCUUCCACUGGUUCCAAUCCAGGUAGCCCUUCAGCUGACUGGUACAAAGAAUUCAUUACAGAUGCUGACGCGGAGCUAGUUCACCAUUCUGGGAAAAUGGCCAUCUUAUUUGAAAUUCUAUAUAUGUCAGAAGCAAUUGGGGAAAAAGUACUUGUCUUCAGUCAGUCACUGAUUUCACUGGAUUUAAUAGAAGAUUUUCUGGAGAUAGCAAAUAGAGAAAAAACAGAUGGCAAAUCUGAUAUUUAUAAAGGUGAUGGGAAAUGGUACAGAAACAUUGAUUACUAUCGGAUGGAUGGAUCCACAAGUGCACAAACAAGGAAAAAGUGGGCUGAGGAGUUCAAUGAUGAAACAAAUGUCAGAGGCCGUCUAUUCAUCAUUUCCACGAAAGCUGGUUCACUGGGGAUUAAUCUUGUGGCUGCCAACCGUGUCAUAAUUUUUGAUGCCUCCUGGAAUCCAUCUUAUGAUAUCCAGAGCAUCUUUCGUGUGUAUCGUUUUGGACAGAUAAAGCCCGUCUUUGUGUACAGAUUCUUGGCUCAGGGAACCAUGGAGGAAAAGAUUUAUGAUCGUCAAGUAACAAAACAGUCACUUUCAUUCCGUGUAGUCGACCAGCAACAGAUUGAACGUCACUUCACAAUGAAUGAGUUGACUGAACUCUACACCUUUGAACCAGAUCAGCUAGAUGAUCCAAACUCUGAAAAGAAGAAGAAAAGAGAUACUCCUGUUUUGCCCAAGGAUCAUAUUUUAGCAGAAAUACUUCAAAAUCGGAAAGACUACCUUGUGGGUUAUCAUGAACAUGACUCACUUCUGGACCACAAGGAGGAAGAAGAACUGAGUGAGGAGGACCGUAAAGCAGCAUGGGCUGAAUAUGAAGCAGAAAAGAAGGGUCUCUCCUUACGAACUAAUGUCGCAACUGGGACUAAUUUCCCUGGUGCCAAUUUCAGCUUGCAAGCUACACAUUUUCCUUUCAACAUAGCAACUUUAUCCGCAAUGAGUAAUCAACAGCUGGAGGAUCUUAUCAACCAAGGCAGAGAGAAAGUAGUUGAAGCCAGCUCUAGUAUAGCAGGUGUGAGAGCAGAAGCUCUUGAGGACCUAAUUGCACAAGUGUGGAAAGAGAAUCCCAACCUGACUGAAGAACAGGUUCAAGCAGUGUCACUCACAAAGCAAGCAACCCAAGAGUUAGAAAUAAAACGUAGAGAAGCUAUGUACAAUGAUAUCCUUUCAAAGCAGCAGCUGCUGAUACGUUCAGUGCAACAGAUAUUAGUGAGCCGACGGCAGCAGCAGAUCAACCAGAUGGCACAUCAGCAGCAACAGUAUCCAAUUACACCACUUUUAAACCAAUUUCUGUCUUCAAGAAACCCUGGCCCGAUACUUGGUUAUCCACACUUGGGUUUAAGAGGACUGUCUAUGUACCCACAAACUGCGCCUGGCAUACGGCCACCUCCUUUACAGAGAGCACCACCUGCACCCAUGCAGAUGAAGGGGCAGUCUCCUGGCCCCCCACAGCUGAAACAAGGAAUAAAAAAUUCAAAGAAAUAGCCAUUGUAAGAGAUUUUACCAGAAGACACAGACAUAAUAUUGUGCCUUUGCUAUGGUAGCAAGCACAUUUCUGAACUGAAGAAAAACAAGUGACCAAUUUAUAACUGGGACACUACUUGAGUGCAUAGAAUCAUGCUGAGAUACUCAGUGGUAACUGUCAUAGGAGAUUCCAAGGAAUCUUAACAUUGUGUAUAUAGCCUUAAUAAAUAUGUGACUGGUGUGGAAGAGAACCAGUUUUCUUCCAAUAUUUUUUCCUUUCUGCCAGUUUUGUUUAAUUCUGAUGUAUCAGAGCAAUUUGAAAUACUUUGGGGAGGUGGGAAGUUGAGAGUCCAGAACUCACUGACCAAUGAAAAUGUAUUUAAAUUCUCAUUUUUUUCACAUGCUUCCUAUAUAUCAGGAAUAAGCCCAAGUUGACAAAAGGACAAUUCAUUAUUGUUGCCCCUUCCAGAAAUAGUUUUGGGUGAUAAUGCUUGCGUGUCUCAGAGCUAACAAGUCAAGGUUUUUCCACCAUAACCAUUUAUUCUUAAACCUCUUGUUCCAAAACAGUAACAUUUCUGAAUUGCUGAAACUUCUAGAACUGGUUUAUCUUCGAUAAAUCAAGAUGCUGUUAUUUGCUAGUCUCAUUUGGUAAUUGUUAUGAAUGGCAACUCAAAUUUCUGAAUAAAGCCUCCAUUCUCUUACAAAUUGAGAUUAAUUCUUUAGCAGUUCCACUGUGCAGUUUAUUGAUUUAGUGUAUUUUUUUUCAGCUUUUGUAAUACAAAUUAAUGGGCUUUUACUCUUUAGGCUAAUUUGUUGCCUGUGAACCCAAUAUGAAAUUAAAUUCAUCUUGCCUUUCAAUAUGUACUAGAUGAUAGAGAUGAAGCCAGAAUUGUUAUCUCGGGUGUGAAGUUAUUUCUGGAUGUCUUUAACUGUGGAUGAACUAGAGAGUGCCCAGUCAUGCCCUGUGGGUUACUAUUGAUGUAGUCUUCACCAAAGGUUAAUUCAAUUUAUGCAACCUGAUACAUUGUUGCUUUGUUAGAAUUGGCCUCUACUGUAAGGAUGUCAUCCUUUUCCAUAAGGACUCUUGCAGAAAUGAACAUUUCCUGAUUCUGUGGCAUCUGCUUUAAAAGGCACCAUUUGAUCCUUGCUGGUGCUGGUUAUGCCAUUGUCAGGGAAUUGCUGCUGGUCUAUGAUAUACCCGAGUGUUCCAUCAGGAUUGGGAUUACAGCUUUACUGAUAACUGAACUUGUUCCCUGGCUGCCCAGAAAGUCAUCAUCCAGUUCUUGUAACUUGCAUUUAUCAUGGCAACUGAGCCUUUUCAAUUUUACGUAGAAAUUAUUAUUGUCUGUGAGCUUCUAGAUUUGGUGUUCCAUCAGCUAUUGAUGACAGAACCAUAAUGAUUGAGACUGUUGAUUUGCUAAAUUCUCUCCCUGUUGAAUGUGAUAUCUGUAUCAAAGCCCAUGAAAAAUUUGGCCCUAACCACCUCUUAGCUGUCACAAAGAAAGUAUCUUGAUUUCAGUGUGCAGAUGAAGCCUAUCCUAAAUCUGUAAUGUUAAAAAUAUACAUUGUGCUUUAGGAACCAGAAAGCAAUUAUUAAUAUACUCUGCAUAAUUAUCAUACAGAUUGAAAAUUGAUUAAAUGAAGUCAACUAAGAACCAUCUUCAAUAUCAUGGGCUAGCUUUGAGGGUAUUUUAUACAAUAUCUGAAGGGCUGGCUUGAGGGGAGAAUGACCACCCUAUGUUGGUUUUCCAUCAAGAAAACCUUGAAAUUCAUUCCGCCUAUUAGAUGCUGCUAGGUCAUGCUCCUGGUGCAUACUGUUGAUUUUCAUUUAAGGAAGGAAUUAGAUUACUUAUAUAGAUUAACUAGUACAGUGCUCUUCUCUUGAAUAAAAGCAUCUGAAUUAUUAACAAUUCACUCAAACAUUUCUGUUACCUUUGAACGUACUCAAUAGAGUCAAUAUGUAUUGCCUAUUUGCAGGUUUUGGUUCCCAAACAAGACAUUGUUAGGUUCUGGUGGGGAAACAAAAUGAUGUCAUUACAUUACUUUUUUUUUAAUAUCUUAAUGGGAUUAUAUUCCUAUUGAGAAUCUUGACUAUCUGUGGUAAGUGGAAGAUGCUUCUCUUCAAAGACUAAAGAACACAUUAGAGACAGGUAAUGUAAAUUUUAGAAGCCUUCAAGGGUCUCUCUUUAUGUAAUCACAUGACAUUUUGUUUCAUACAUAUGAUUAAAGUGGCAUAAAUUUGUAUUAGUAUGGUAAUGCGCAUUUCUAUACUGUCAGCCAAAUGUAAACCAAAAAUAAAAUUACUCUGCACUCUGGCUGCAAGUUUGUUCAAAUCUUUACAACUCAAAGCUACUUAGCUAGUGAUAUGAUGUAUGAAAGAUGAACGUUUUCUAAUUGCAUCAAUGAUUGAAUCAUGAAAUAUACUCAGAUGAUUUUAUUAAGGACUUGCAGCAGCAAAAUGUAACAGUUUCAAGUCUUUAUUUGCUGUUGUGUGUUAUAAAAUACAUAUUGUCUUUAAGUCUAUUGUAUUCACUAUGCAAUUGAUGCAAUAUAACAAACUCUUAGUUUUAUUGAAAGAUGUGACUUACGUAUUUGGCUGAUAACUUAAAAGAAUAAAAUCCAUUUGCACAGUAGCUAUUUGCUUUCAAUGGCAGAUUUGUCUUUUAAAUAGGCUGGCCAUCCACUUUUACCCUUAUCUAUUGAUAACCUUAAUGUGCCCCAUCUGCAGUUCAGAGUUGCACCUUUGGGAAAUUCUAAAUUUGUGUUAUAAAUUUACAUCCAUAUAUAUAUUGUUCCUCAAAUUGCUGACAAGAUCUUUGGGGAGUGGGAGUAGAAGUGUGUGUGUGUGUAUUUUAAUAUUGUAUUUGUUCAUUUGGUAGAAUGACGUCUACUGCCUGCUGGGCGAUCAAUUCCUCUUCCCCUUCCCGUUUCCCAUCUCCCUUCCCAAGCCAGUAUUGAGCUAGCCAGUUACCUGAGUCUUAACCUCCUUUGCUCAUCAUUUGCAAAAUUGAUGUCAUAUAUAAUAUGCAGUUUAAUUGUCGGGACCUUGUCUUUUGAAGCUCUAAACACUUAAAGCUAGGUGUCCAUACAUUCAAGAGAAACUUAAAAUGUAUUUGGGCAGUGAGAUUAUUUUCAGUUCCUUGGUUUUGGUACUCAAUUGGCUUUAUUUUCACAGUGCUCUCUUCUACUGUAAUUGAUUUCCUCUUUAGGAAUUUUCUUUUUGUAACAAGAGCAACAAUUGCCAGCAGACAUUUUACCAAAUAUUCUGACAGUACUGUUCAAAACUAUUUGCUUUUAUUUUUCUUAAAUAAAAGGAAAAAAAUGAAGCCAUGGAUUUCACUUCGAUGGUAUUGAGUUAAUACAUACGUAUUUUUUUCAGAUGAAAUAAACAGUAUAAAGUUUGGACUGCUGGGUAUGUUUCACUUUAAAGUAGCAUUGUACCUUUAAAAUUUUCUGUGCUCUGUUUGGCACACAGUUUUACCAGGAAAUAGUUGUGAAAUAUAUUAUGGUUGUGGUUGGACAACAAAUUACAUCACCCACACUGUUAAUUUUUUAUAAAGUUAGAUGUGAUUUACAUAGUUGCUGUUGCUUAACUGAUAAAUAUGUUGCAGCUUGUAUUAAGACUAAAAAUGGCGGAAAACCAUAUUUUCUAACUCGUUCUGUCCUUAAUUUUGGAUGUAAAGCAUUCUUUGCUUAGUUAAAUGUUUUGUAUCAGAUGUGCCCUAGUUGAAUAGCAAAAGCAAGCCCUAAACUAUCAUUUGCUGUUGGAUUUCAACAGCUGGGAAGAUGUAACAAUCCUGCUUGCUUUCUACAUAUUUUAGAAAUUGUUUCAACUGUAUUUAUUCACUACCCUAAAUAUUGUAGAAUUGAUGCAACUUCAUCCCAUAGGGAUUAUUGUGUGUAAAAUAAGCUCUGACAGUGUGUUUUAAUAGAAAUUGUAGUGGAUGAAUAAGUACGCACACUGUGUUGUCACCUUUGCAAGUCGUAUCAAAACAUUGAAAUUUUAAUAUUUAAUAUUCAAUAAAAAUAACAAAAUGAAUAUGCUUAGGCUAUUUAUUAAAAUGU
This is a messenger RNA of Mobula hypostoma (lesser devil ray), 11489 nucleotides long. It is a transcript of the gene atrx, whose product is annotated as ATRX chromatin remodeler. The record is from RefSeq and is a predicted model, not a curated record. The transcript has 36 exons. Gene Ontology annotation, cellular component: nucleus. Lineage: Eukaryota; Metazoa; Chordata; Chondrichthyes; Myliobatiformes; Myliobatidae. Gene Ontology annotation, molecular function: ATP-dependent chromatin remodeler activity; ATP binding; ATP hydrolysis activity. The coding region runs from base 300 to 7445 and encodes 2381 amino acids.